GAGUUAGUUAUGUUUAUAAUUUAACGCGAUACUCUUACACCAUCUGCACAUAUUACUUUUCUUAAUAACAUUGAAUUAUUUAAUUUCCUUUUUUUCGUUAAAUUGUUAACGUUGUUGAUAAGUUCACAUUUAAUAACAUCAUAGUUAAUGAUGCACUCGUGAAUUCGUCGCCAGUUUACUAAGAGAGUAUUGUUUAUAAUAAUAAAAGUGUAUUUUUUAUUACUGGAUCAAAAAAAUGUCUUCGCAACGUGCAUUGCCACAGAGUAAAGAAGCCUUGUUAAAAUCAUAUACAACACGAUUGAAGGACGAUGUUAAAUCAAUGCUAGAAAAUUUCGAAGAAAUUGUCAAGCUUGCAAAAGGUGAAAAUGAUUCUCAACUGUCACGAAUGGCACAGUGCGAACAGGACACAUUUGAAAUGCAUGUGAGAGCAGCUAACAUUGUAAGAGCUGGUGAAUCUCUGAUGAAAUUGGUUUCAGAUAUAAAACAAUAUCUAAUUCUCAAUGAUUUUCCAUCUGUUAAUGAUGCUAUAGCUCAUAAUAGUAAAUUAUUUAGAACAAAACAAGCUGAAUGUGAUCAAAAAUUGGCAUCUUUGAGAGAUGACAUGGCAGCAGAUUUGUAUGAUUUAGAAGAAGAAUAUUAUACUUCUAUAUAUAAAUAACAACUGUUCAAUUUUAGGCAAUUUUUUUUUUUUUUUUUCG
Messenger RNA from Polistes dominula (European paper wasp), 698 nucleotides. RefSeq names its product Mediator complex subunit 22. NCBI's taxonomy places the organism in Eukaryota, Metazoa, Arthropoda, Insecta, Hymenoptera, Vespidae. Gene Ontology annotation, molecular function: transcription coregulator activity. Gene Ontology annotation, biological process: regulation of transcription by RNA polymerase II. The record is from RefSeq and is a predicted model, not a curated record. Gene Ontology annotation, cellular component: mediator complex.